Oldenlandia corymbosa var. corymbosa is the source of this 1254-nucleotide messenger RNA. The record is from the annotation of a GenBank genome assembly. NCBI's taxonomy places the organism in Eukaryota, Viridiplantae, Streptophyta, Magnoliopsida, Gentianales, Rubiaceae.
AUGAAAAACCAGAAGGGGCCAAAGAAGGAAUUAGCUUCGCGGAGCGAAGCAUCAAAGCCGUGGAAGAAUGAAUACAAGACGUGGAAGGUGGAGUAUUUCUAUGUUAACUCUUCCCUGGCUGACCUUCCUGCUUGGAAUUACACCCUUGAAGACGAAAAGGUGUUGGAUCCUUGGUCCGCGGCUGACAAGGGGAACAUGAUCAAGAGACAAUCUGACCUCGACAACUUGGUGUCGUGGACAGAGCCAUACAACUAUCUAGAUAUAGCAACUUUGAGUGAUGUUAUUACUAAUACAGAGCAAGAGUCUCGAGGUGCGUCGUCGUCUCAGCAAGAUCCUCCUGCUUCCGGUGGAGAGAAGUUGGGGCCAUCCACGGCCUCGCAGGACCCUCUACCCCCCACUCAACAGCCCCCAGCCGCGUUUGUAUCCAAGUAUAAGAGACCCGCUCCUCCGCCUUCUGAGGAUGCUUUGAAGCGGGUCCGAUUUGAUGUGACAAUUACCCCUAUCUCCACGGUUGCAUCGGAAGGGCUUGAUCUCACCCCCGACAAUCUCUUGAAGGAGACGUACACUGAUAGGGAUCCUCGUCCGUGGAAGGUGAGGUCAACGGACAUUCCCAGGGGCACGAAUUUUGUACAGUUCAACCCUCGCAAGGUGCCAGGUCUGGACAUCAAAGAGGUUGACGCCCCAACCAUUGACGACUGCAUGAGACAGGCUGCGCAGACCACGGCUUCCUUUGGUCGUCUCAUUCAGAAUUACGACGACCUCGUGUCAACACAUGAGAAUACGGUGGCCAAGCUCACCGAGGAGCUCCAGGGGGUCAGGUCCGAACUGGACAAGGGAUACCUAACACCUAAGGUCGACAUCGGAGUACCUACUGGUUCGACCCCAACCGAUGUUCCAUCCACUUCUGGGAAUGCAAGUAUUCCUUACAUCCAUAUUACACUUCCCGAGCCCCAUUUCGACCCGGAUAACUAUCCAUAUUAUUCGGCCAUAGGGAAGGAGCCGAGGUCUCCAAUCUCCGUCGACUCAACAAGGACCAAGAACGGUAUUGGGAAGACCAUCUCAAAAAUGCAUAAAGAUGGACAAUUUAAGCAACCAGAGGCUUGUGGAGAAUUGGGAGGCACGUUCAAUCCGGAGACGCAAUGGCGAGAUGGUUGCGAAGCGAUGAAAGACGUGCCCGUUUCUCCGAUUGCUGAAGCCGAGAAAAAGAUAUAUGAGGACGAUGCCUUAUUCUAUGGAUUAGGUCGCGCCCACUAG